This is a messenger RNA of Alnus glutinosa, 1678 nucleotides long. RefSeq lists its product as uncharacterized. The transcript has 4 exons. Gene Ontology annotation, molecular function: protein binding. Gene Ontology annotation, cellular component: nucleus. The record is from RefSeq and is a predicted model, not a curated record. NCBI's taxonomy places the organism in Eukaryota, Viridiplantae, Streptophyta, Magnoliopsida, Fagales, Betulaceae. The coding region runs from base 327 to 1307 and encodes 326 amino acids. Gene Ontology annotation, biological process: regulation of flower development.
AAAAUCACAUUUGGAGAGAGACAGAGAGAGAGAGAGAGAGAGAGAGGGACGAGAAAUGGCAUUUCUUUGUCUUGUAGCUCUAGUAAUCCCAAGCCUUGAAUAAACAAAUCAGAACCCAAGUGUCAGCUUUGCUUUGUUGCCGUUUCAGAACCAAAUACCCAGACAAAAUAGCCACCAAAGAAAGAAAGAAACAUAUUGCUGCUACAAAUAUUUUAUUUUAGCAACAAAUACUGCUUGCUCGUGGUUUUUUAAUCUCUUUUUUUUUUAUUAUUAUUAUUGUUUGAUUGUUUUUGAGUUUAAUUUCAAUCAAGGAGAAUUGGGUUUCAAUGUCUUCUGAUCUCUUUCUUAUUGAUCACGACCCUUUCCACCGCCAUUCGAGCUCAGACAUGGUCUCCUAUGAUGGAGACCUGACCUUCAUGCCUGACUCACCCAUUGAUAUUUUUCAGGCAAUUUCAGACAGCCAAAACCAGAACAACCCAGUUGAUGAAUCUCACUCCUUUGACCAGUAUUCUUCUACACUCUUCUCUUCCUCUCCCAGCCGCCAAUUUGAGAGCUUGAACCUUUACCAGACUACCCAUUUGCAGUGUCUACAGAAUUGUUCUGAUUUAGAUAAUGGGUUGGGGAAUUUGUCUGGCUUUGAUGGUUUGGAGGUCAAGAAUGAGGAAUGUCAAAUGGGUUUUGAGUCUUCUUUCAACCAGGCCUUUCUUCCCCACAGUUACAGCGGUGGAGGGGCUGAGAAUGUGACUAAGUUGAUGCAGAGGAGCUAUAGCAGUAAUUGUUUUGAAGGAAAGACAAGCUUUCUCUUUCAGCCUCGCUUUGAUACUCUCAUGGAGUCCCCAGGUUUUCAGAACCAGGAGAUUAUUGGUGGACAAAUGAGAAGGGUUUGCAGCACAGGAGAUUUACAGAAUACCAAAGCACCUCAUGCCACCCAGAGGUCCUUCUCCAGUUCGUUGGCCGUAGAGAGCUCAUUCAUUGAGGAAACAAAUUUCAAAGUAGGGCGUUACAGCGCAGAAGAGAGAAAAGAGAAGAUUUCCAAAUACAGAGCCAAAAGAAACCAGAGGAACUUCAACAAGACCAUUAAGUAUGCAUGCCGAAAAACACUAGCCGACAACCGACCCCGUAUACGUGGUAGAUUCGCACGCAACGACGAAACCGGUGACACUCCCAAGGCUGCAUGUUCAACCAGUAUGGAAGACGAAGAUGAUAUCUGGCUCGAGGGAAUGCAUGAAGAGAAUGGAACAGUGAGAAUUGGGCAGUUUGUGAACGGCUUUGGGGCGGCACAGUUGCAGCAAUACUAUGGAUUCUGAUAGCUGGGAAAGGCUCUUUCUUUUCCAGGAGGAGCUUUGUUUUAGGAUAGGUCCGGACUACAUGACUAGAAAAGCCUUUUUCGAGCAAAAGUAACUGGGAAAGGCUUUUUUCUGAAUAAGUUGCUGAGGUUAAUUAAACUUGUAGUGGGGCGGUUAUAGACUAGCGAGUUAGUUAAUUUCUGGUAGUUUUUUUCUUUUUUCUUUUUUCUUUUUUUUUUUCUUCUUUUUCCUUUUUCCCUCUCUCUCUCUCUCUCUCUCUUUUUCUUUUGUGGGACAUUACUUGUGUCAUAUAUGUAUAUUUGGCGACCAAUAAUAAGAUAAAUGACUUUUUAUUAAUCUAUAUAUAUGUGUGUGCUUCUUUUGGGUCUAAA